AAUUGCAGUCGCGUAUUGUGGGCUUAUUGCGUUGACAGACCUACUGUGAACGAUUCAACAAUAGUUGACCUUAGGACGGGCAAAUAUAUACGUUGGAUCAGAUGACCGAACGGGAGACCAAUUAAAUUGUAAAUACAAAUAUACAAUAUAGUUCAUUACCACAAGGAACAGACCGCAGUCCGCCGUAUACCUUCACGGAGUACGGACAAAGAUAUCUCAGUCCGCGGUGUGGCGCAGUCCAACGGCGGUACGCAAACGAGUCAGUUCAGUAAGUUGUACCACAGUCGCGGAAUCCCUACUCCGACCGCGUAUUAUCACCAAUUAUUGAUAACGAGCUUUGAAUUUCUGAUUAAGAAAAACCAAGACGUCCCGACUUGACCGACAGACGAGUGACGACGAUUUGCCUUCCGACUUGCACGUUAGUACGAUACUGAAUAAACGUCCUCAGUCUUCCGCGAUAUUCCUAUCCGCCACCUUGCAAUUUUAUUAGCCGCCCACACUGUAUUCCGAGUACUAUACGAGUACGUAACGCAAAAUACAAUAAUAGAUCGUCCGAAAAUGGUGGUGAAAGUGUACAUGUCCGGCAUAUCGGGUAACAAGGAGGUGAAGAAACGCCAACAGAGGGUCACUAUGAUAUUGGACAGCAAAAGUAUAUCGUACGACUUGAUAGAUAUCACCGAACCAGGAAAAGAAGACGAAAAAGCGUACAUGCAGAACAACAGCAAGACCAAGGAUGGUUCAAAAAAUGCUCUGCCACCGCAGAUAUUCAACGACAAUGUUUAUUGCGGGGACUAUGAUGAUUUUGACACGGCUAAUGAAUUAGAUGAGUUGGAUAAAUUUUUUGAUGUUUCUACUAAAAGUCCUCCUAAAGAAUUAAAUGGAUCAACUACUGUGGAAGAUGUUAAAAUUGAAAGUACAAAUGAAAUCAAUGAUUCAAAUGAUGGAACUGUAAAAGAAAAUGUAAAUGAAGAACAACAAGAGCCUUUGACUUCUGAUGAUGAAGAUAGUGAUAAUGAAUCGCUUGACACACAGAACAAAUUGAAAGAAACAACUUUAAAUCCAAAUUCCGUCCCACUUCCAGACGAAACAAAUGUAUUAUUGGAUAUCCCAGAAACUAAAAAAGAAUUGUUAUCAGAAACCGAAGAAGAAAUUGAAGAGUGAGAUUUUUAGCUACUCCAAAUUUAAUAAUUAAAAAUGUACAAAAUUACAAUAAUUUUUGAUUUGCUGCCUCUACUCUAACAUGUUUUUGAUUUAAUUUUAUUUAUCAAUUUAUUUAUUUUUCUUUAACAAAAGUUACUAUUUUUUUUUAGUUUGAAACUUCAAGUAUUAGGCUUAUUAUUAUUAUAAUUUUUUUUUUAUGUUUAAUACCACUAUAAUUCCUUAAAGAAACAUUAAAUGCUUAUAUUUAUGGUUUUCUAUUUUUAUCCAUAACCACAUUUUAACUAUAUGUAAUUUUUGGUUCUAAUCCAUAGAUUGGUCUUAAGAAUAUUAGAACAAUUUUUAAAUGUCAAUCGAUGUUAAGCGAAUAAAUAAAUUAUUAUGCUUUAUAUCAUACAUUUUAGUUUAUUAUAAUUAUUAUAUUAUAUUUGUUUAUUUAUAUAAAUACAUUUUAAGAAAUGAUUUUUUAUACCAAUAAUGUUUUAUUCAAUGUUAAAGGUUGUAUGAAUAAUAAUAUAUUUAACUGAUGGACACAAUAAUUUAAUAUUGUCAGAUCAGGUUUCAUUUUAAUUGCUUAAAACCCUCAUAUAAAUAAUAGUUGACUAUAAAUUGUAUACCAUAUUGAGCUUAUUGUACAUAAUAAUAAAAUGUAUUUAUUUUUGGGGCUAUUGAUGGAUGCUUAAUACAAUUAACCAGCAUUUGACUGUCUUAUUAUAUAACAUUUUAUUUAAAAGUUAUUAUGUUAUAGAAAUUAAUUAUUAUAAUUUAUAUAAUUUUUUGUAACAAAUAUUUUUAUCAAUAAUGUUAUUGCAUUGUAAGUAUUUCUGUUUAUAAAUUAUUGACUUUAAAUGUA
Aphis gossypii (cotton aphid) is the source of this 2011-nucleotide messenger RNA. RefSeq names its product SH3 domain-binding glutamic acid-rich protein homolog (gene Sh3beta). Bases 559 to 1161 code for a protein of 200 amino acids. Gene Ontology annotation, cellular component: cytoplasm. The record is from RefSeq and is a predicted model, not a curated record. NCBI's taxonomy places the organism in Eukaryota, Metazoa, Arthropoda, Insecta, Hemiptera, Aphididae. The transcript has 8 exons.